This is a messenger RNA of Arabis nemorensis, 618 nucleotides long. The record is from the annotation of a GenBank genome assembly. Lineage: Eukaryota; Viridiplantae; Streptophyta; Magnoliopsida; Brassicales; Brassicaceae.
AUGGCAUUCAAACGACCAUCCAUACUAAUCUUCCUCUUCCUCGUCUUAACCGCCGCCGGCCAAAUCACCGCCGCGGAUGACCCGGUUCCGGCGCCAUGGCCACACCAGUUUCACGCGCUAAUGUUCAUGAAUUACUCCGGCGACCUCUCGAUGAUCGACCUUUGGUACGACUGGACCAACGGUCGUAAUUUCAACAUCAUACAGGAGCAGCUCGGUGGGAUUACCUACGACCUCGAAUGGAACAAUGGCACUUCCUUUAUCUACACAGUCGACGAGUCAAGAUCGUGUCGCUCCGUUCAGCUCGAGGUUGGAAUCCUGCGACCAAACUGGCUAGAUGGAGCAAAGUAUCUAGGUCAACAAAAUGUGAAUGGGUUUCUCUGCAAUGUAUGGGAGAAAGUAGACUUUAUAUGGUACUAUGAGGAUGUUGCAACCAAGAGACCCGUCCAAUGGAUCUUCUAUACAGGGAGGGAGGCUCAUGUAAUGACAUAUGAGGUUGGUGCCGUACUAGAGGAUGAGAAAUGGCAAGCGCCGGUUUAUUGUUUCGACAAAGAGAAGAAGAAGAAGGGUAUCGCUAUAGAGGGAGCUUUAAGAGAAUUUAAAGAGAAGGCUGCUUUGUAA